Molecule: messenger RNA, 3144 nt
Organism: Notodromas monacha
Lineage: Eukaryota; Metazoa; Arthropoda; Ostracoda; Podocopida; Cyprididae
Source: the annotation of a GenBank genome assembly
AGAUGUUUUGCAUGGUGCUCCGCUUGCAGGGUAUAUUUCGAAUUUUGAUGUGCGAGAGUAAUUUCGACGGCAUAUCUCGCGCAUAUCGUUGGUGUACAAAUAUUUGAUUACGGCACUCCUUUCCGCUCUCGUUCCUGUUACCUACCCGGAAUCGCAUCUCGCGUCCGAGGAAGUUCUUGCGAAUAUUGUCUCCUAGUCAGUGAAUCUAUGUUGAAGCAGAGGCGGCUAGCGGGGCAUUCGCUUGUUAUGCCAAUGCUUCAGGCGUCGAAAUCGAUGCAGUCGUCACGGAGAAAUUGAUACUCGCCGUAGCCUCAAUGCAUGCGGCUACUUUUGUUGUUGGUUGCAUUUUACUGCCUCGGGGAUUUGUUUCUAAGUGAAAAUGAAUUGUACUUUAUAUGCGUUGUUAAGUUUUUCUUGUAUGAAAUAAUUUGUAGAUUGUGACAGAUUUUUAGAAAUUUCAGAGGAGGUUGGUACACAAUGACCAAACGAGCAGCAUCAGCUUCUGUGGACGGCAUUGCAUUGACUGUUUGCCUUAAUGGCAAGUGCAAGCGUAAUUGUGAGAACUUGAUGUGCUUCAACAAGCUUGGGGAGAAGGAUUGGCUGAACAACAUCCAGUCCGUGGAUUCUCCAGAAUUCAAUGCUCGUAAACCGAACGAAGUUGUUGGGCUGUGGAAUCUUGGAGCAACCUGUUACAUGAAUGCUGUGACCCAAGUUUUGCUGCGGCUGCCAGUUUUCAAACGACUGUUGAAAUGGGACCCUUCGUUGCUUGAGAAUGAGGAGCUGCGAGCAUUUGAUGAGUCUAAUGAUGGGUCGGUCUAUCCGCGGAGUACAUUGGGAAAUGUCAUCAUCCUCAUGCGGCUGAUGAAUGAAACCGCAAGAAUUGCGGUGGACCCGAGUUUUCUGACGCGGGUUUUGGGCUUGGACAACGAUGAUCCGCAGGAUGCUUCCGAAUUUUUUGACUUAUUCAUCAAGCGAUGUUCAACGGAUCUUCAAGGACAAAGGGAUCCACAGUUGAAGAACUUCUUCAAGAACUUCUCGGGCAAGACCAGAAGUCAUGCUGAAUGCAUCAAGUGCGGACAUAAUUCAGAGGAGAAAACGGUUGAGUUUGUGUAUCAGAUGGUUCCCGUGCCCGAUGCAACUGUCAAGACGGAUCGUCGAACUUUGAUGUCCGCAUUCAGCGGUUUUCCGUCGGAAAAGGUCGAGGUUACAUGCGGCCAGUGUAAAGAGGAGAUGGGCAUCCUUCAUUCGAGUCUGGACGCCAUACCACCGUAUCUGACUUUCGUGGUGGGCCGUGUUGAUAUGGCGUGUGCAAAGGUGGGUGACAGGGUGAGCUUCCCGGAAAAGGUUUGUCUGAGGGAGAUGUACCCACAUGGUCCAAAUGAAUAUCGUCUGGUUGGAGUGGUAUUUCAUCGUGGGAAUGUCCCUGACGAGUAUCACUUCUCAUCCUCUGUGUGGGAUCUCAAGAAUCAGAAGUGGCAACAUUUUGAUGAUCAUAUGACAAAAACCAAGGAUGACAUCGGGUUCAACACAUUAAAAUCCAAGAGGAAGCCAACUGUGUUCACUUCAGAAAGUGCAACAAUGCUAUUUUACCUGCGGGAGGACUAUCAGAAGUUGGACUGUGACACCGUGGAGUACCCUGCAUGGACUGAUGUGUUCCUGCAGUCUGAUGAGAAGAAUUUCCGGAAGGCCUGUUUAGAAAAACAGCAAGUUGAUGCUGAAUUUGAGAAGUCCGACAAAAAGAAAGGAGAAAUAAUCAAGAAAUUUUACAAUGAUACUCUGCCAAAUGCAAUGAAGGCAAAUCUCCUGGACUGGGUUUUAGUACCAAAGUAUUCCAUUGCCCACUACUUCGAAGUGGACACAUCUUUUUUGAGCAAGUUUAAAGUGACAGAUGUUGAGUGUGAGCAUGGGAAACUGCAUCCAACAAAAAUCUUGGUCUUCCUGAAACUGGUCUCACCAGCUUUUGGUGCUGAAGUGGUGAAGCAUGGACAUUCCUGGUCCCUCCGCGAUGUCUGCGAAGUCUGCAGAAAGACUCCAAAAAUGCUGAUUGAACUUCGCAAACGAAUGCGUUCUGACGACGCGCUUCUCAAACGUGAAGCGAGUGCGCUGAAAGAGAAUCGCUCAGCGCCUGCGUUUUGGGUAUGCAAGGAAGACUACUCGAACUGGAAAAAACGUGCUGAAGUUGAGGCUUUGGAAGGAUUGCGAAAUCAGUAUCAAGUCCUGAAGAAAGUCAAGCGGGAACAAAAAGAAUACAACUCAGAUGCAUGUUGUUCUCACAGCAAUCGCGUAUUGGACGAGAAUUUCCUUGUCAGUGUCACUGCUCCGGCGUGGGAGAUCCUAUGCAAAUACUUCGAAACGUAUGUGGAGAUGCCGGUGGUGACUGAAGCCUGUUUCGAAUGUGUUCGACUACAAGAGAUCGUUGUUGGGAAGACGGAGGAGAGGAAGGAACUGGCUAAAGUUCUGGGUGAAUCUCAAACCUGGGCAAUCAAUCCCAUGAUGCGUUUUAUUCCGCGGGUCGCCUCGAAAGGCGACCAGGUGUUCUUCGUGCCGAAGGAAUUUGCGGUCAAACUGAAGAACUUCAUCAUAAACCCGGUUUCUGCAGAAUUCCCGUCUACACUUGACAUGUCUGCCGUCCUUUGUGAGCAUGGGAAGGUCUUGAGAGACCCGCGGUGCUACGAAGAUUUCAUUCCUGUGGAGAGUUCCGCGAUCAAACAAUUGAAAAAAGUAUCAUUUCUCAAGAUGGUCUCCGCUGCUGCAACCAAGGAUCAUCCGGAAGAAAUGCUUGAUUUCCAACUGGACCCAGAAUUGUGUGACCCGUGUUUGGUAUCCGAAAUGCAAGCGGAAGAAGCUAAGCAAUAUGUGUAUAAGAAGCAGCCCUUUUUCUGCAAGAUGGUAUCAGUGAUGAAAGACGUUUUCGCAUCGAUCCUGUCCUGCGUUGAGGAGAACGACGUGGUCAAUGUGACUAAGUUGACUCGAAAAGAACCAAGAAUGAUUAAUAUGAAGGAAACGCUUGGGCUGAUCUCGGAAAGGAAAGGAAAACGCGGCGGGAAGCGCAUGAUCUUCUCAUCUGAUAUGAAGCUAGCGGAUGUCAAAUCCUUGGUUAGUUUCUUUUUUUUGGGAAUUGGAGAAGGGAAUCCUAAAGCAUGA